Molecule: messenger RNA, 1230 nt
Organism: Prunus armeniaca (apricot)
Lineage: Eukaryota; Viridiplantae; Streptophyta; Magnoliopsida; Rosales; Rosaceae
Source: the annotation of a GenBank genome assembly
AUGGGAAUCUCGAUAGUGAGGGUGGGGAAGGUACUUUUGUGGGUGGCUGUGGUGAUGAUGAGUUUCAUCUCUGACUCACGCGUACAAGGAAUAAGGAAGAUGGAGAUGGAGAUCAAGAAGAAUAAGGGUGGUGAAGGUGAUGAUCAUGGCAACAACAAAUUAGGGAAAAAGGAGCCAGAGUGGUUCUUUGAUGGUCCUGCUGCGGGAAAUCCCAAUGUUCCUGGUGGGGUUGGUGGCGGUGGUGGUUUUGGAGGAGAGGGGAAAGGGUUUGGUUUUAGUUUUGGCGGGAAGGGAUCCUAUAGUUACAGCUAUGGUACUUCUGGGAAACCUGCCAAUGCAAUUGGUUUUGGAAAGCCUGAUUGUGUUGGAAAAGGUGGCGGAGCUGCUGGUGGGAUAGGCAAAGGUGGCGGAGCUGCUGGUGGGAUAGGAAAAGGUGGAGGAGCUGGUGGUGGGAUAGGCAAAGGUGGCGGAGCUGCUGGUGGGAUAGGCAAAGGUGGAGGAGCUGCUGGUGGGAUAGGAAAAGGUGGAGGAGCUGCUGGUGGGAUAGGCAAAGGUGGAGGGUCUGGUGGUGGAAGCCACCAUAAGACUAAAAUAGAGAAGAAGCACCAUCAAGGUGGUGCUGGAGGUGGAAUUGGGGGAGGCAUCGGCAAAGUAAUUGGUGGUGGAGGUCAUGGUGCUCGAGGAGCUGGUCAUGGAGGCAUUGGCAAAGGAGGAGGUGUUGGUGGCGGCAUCGGCAAAGGAGGGGGUGUCGGAGGCAGCAUUGGCAAAGGAGGGGGUGCUGGUGGCGGCAUUGGCAAAGGAGGAGGUGUCGGUGGUGGAGAAGGGGGUGCCGGAGGAGGUGUUGGUGGCGGAGGAGGGGGUACCGGAGGUGGUGUAGGUGGAGGAAUUGGUGGUGGUGCAGGGGGUGGCAUCGGUGGUGGUGCAGGGGGUGGCAUCGGUGGUGGUGCUGGAGGCGGCAUAGGUGGUGGUGGUGCAGGAGGUGGCAUGGGUGGCGGCGGUGGUGGUGGUGGCGGUGGUGGCAUGGGUGGUGGUGGAGGUGGCGGCAUGGGUGGUGGUGGAGGUUUUGGUGGUGGUAGUGGAGGUUUUGUUGGUGGUGGUGGUGGUGGUGGAGUUGGGGGCGGAUUUGGUGGUGGUGGUGGUGGAGGAUUUGGUGGCGGUGCUGGUGGUGUUGGAGGUGGAGGAGGAGGAGGAUUCGGGGGCGGUGGCAUUAUUAAUAAUGGACAUGCAUAA